AUGGCACCUCAACCGAGGCCGCUGUCGCAGGUCCUGCCCCCCCUGGUGUUGGGAACGGCCACGUUCAAUUACCAAUAUAAUCACGACCCGUCUCAGAUGCCCUACAAUGAAAUCGUCCGUCGGGCCCUUGAACUCAACAUUGCAGCAUUUGAUACCUCGCCCUACUAUGGCCCCUCUGAAGUGCUGCUCGGUGAUGCGCUCCGAGCCGUGACCCCGCCUCCGCGUCGGGACGACUACUUUCUCAUCACGAAAGCUGGCCGCAUUACCAACGACGAAUUUGAUUAUUCUCCCUCGUGGAUUCGGUACAGCGUUUGCCGCAGCCUCGACCGUCUCAGCACGCCGCAUCUCGACCUAGUAUUGGCCCACGAUGCCGAGUUUGUCUCGACCACAGAGGUGCUGCAGGCUGUGCAAGAGCUGCGAAGCAUGCGAGACCAGGGACUCAUCCGCUACGUCGGCAUCAGCGGCUAUCCGAUUGAUGUGCUGGUUUCUCUGGCCGAGAUGGUCAAGGAGCAGACUGGAGAAGCCCUGGAUGCCAUCAUGUCGUAUUCCCAUUUUUGCAUCCAGAACAGCCAGCUAGGGCGACGGGAUGUUCUGGAGCGGCUGCAAAAGGCCCGGGUGGGAUGCGUGCUGAAUGCGAGCAUGCUGGGAAUGGGAUUGAUCACAACCAGAGGAGCCGACAACGGCCCGAUGGCCUCGUGGCAUCCCGCUCCGCCUCAGCUGCGCAGUGCCUGCCGGGAUCUGUCCAGAAUCGCGAGGCAGUCGGGGGAGCAGCUCGAGCAAGUGGCUAUUCGAUGGGCCUUGGAGAAUUGGGCUCGUGUCGGCGCACCAUUUGGGUCCGCGGCACACCCACAGGCUCUCGCUUCCGACGCUGCAGCUGACGAGUCUGGUUCGCCACGGCGCAUCGGCAUCACCGUGAUGGGGGUUUCCAACGUGGACGAGCUCGAAGAAACCUGGACUCUGUGGAACAGCGUUGUCGGCUUUGGCGGCCAGCCCGACCAGCCUGCCGCGGCCAGGAGAGACAAGAUUGAGCGACUCGUCAAAGAGCAAAUGUGGCCGAGGCUUGGUCCUUGGAAAGACUAUGCCUGGGAGAGCGGGGGGAAGACGUUUUCCAACAAGCGCCAGACGAAAGGCGCAAUCCCCAUCGACGCCGUUGCACAGCGAUGGGGCCUGAUACCCCAAAAUAUCCUGGAAAACCCCAGGAUCUGA
Messenger RNA from Ustilaginoidea virens, 1206 nucleotides. RefSeq lists its product as uncharacterized. Gene Ontology annotation, cellular component: cytosol. Gene Ontology annotation, biological process: dehydro-D-arabinono-1,4-lactone biosynthetic process. The transcript has a single exon. Gene Ontology annotation, molecular function: D-arabinose 1-dehydrogenase [NAD(P)+] activity. The record is from RefSeq and is a predicted model, not a curated record. Bases 1 to 1206 code for a protein of 401 amino acids. NCBI's taxonomy places the organism in Eukaryota, Fungi, Ascomycota, Sordariomycetes, Hypocreales, Clavicipitaceae.